Molecule: messenger RNA, 345 nt
Organism: Rodentolepis nana
Lineage: Eukaryota; Metazoa; Platyhelminthes; Cestoda; Cyclophyllidea; Hymenolepididae
Source: the annotation of a GenBank genome assembly
AUGGACAAUUAUCCGUACGAAGAAGGGAAUUCAGGAGAACCAUGCUUUUCUUAUGAAAUUCCUGGAGGCUUAUUGCCCAAAGAUGUCAUUGAAAUCACGGGACAUUUUCUAGGAGAUAAAAUUACAAUUGAAGUACUUUCCGAGAAGCAAGCAGGAAACAAUGAGAGCACAGCUAUGCCAUUACAACUCACCUUGACCGAUAGAGGAAAGUGGUCAGUUAUUGCUUACACGGAGAAGGUGACUCGUCAAAUGAUAACUGGAAAUGCUCCGGCUACCGAUGAGUUCCAAAUUCGGAUUGUUGCUUUUGAAACCGCUUUCGAGGUGAGCUCAAUUAUUUGCAAAUGA